This is a messenger RNA of Colius striatus (speckled mousebird), 2025 nucleotides long. It is a transcript of the gene FAM167B, whose product is annotated as family with sequence similarity 167 member B. The record is from RefSeq and is a predicted model, not a curated record. NCBI's taxonomy places the organism in Eukaryota, Metazoa, Chordata, Aves, Coliiformes, Coliidae. The coding region runs from base 610 to 1173 and encodes 187 amino acids. The transcript is spliced from 2 exons.
CCCGUAACCCAGCGCCGCUGCUCCCGGACCGCCCUGGGCAGCGCAGGCAGCGCCGGGCAGGAGGGACGGGGCACUGGGGGGACAGCGGCCCGAUCCUGACCGCGUUCCACCUUAACGGCCCGGCCGGGGUGCGGGACCCCGGCUGCCCCCGCCCUCCCCCGACAGUUUCUUUUUCCUGCUUUGGGCUUUUUUUUUGCCCCCCUCCCCUGCAGCUGGGUGCCCGGAGAUAAAUCAUCCCCGCUCGUCCGUGCCAGCACGUCCCGGGGAAGGUUUCCUGCGGGGCCGGGGAGGCUCCUCCCAGGGACAAUCGCGCUGAAAAAGAAAAGACAAGGGAAAUAAAGCACAACAAAAACAACCCCAGCCCCAGCCCCAGCCCCAGCCCCAGCCCCAGCCCCAGCCCCAGCCCCAGCCUCCUCUGCACUCCUCUGGACAAGGACAGUUCCUGCCCCUUGGAUUUGCCCUCGGUGUCCCCACCGAUUCCUGUUCUGGGGGUCUACAGAUAGCCAGGACUGGGGUGCGGGGGCAGUGGGUGGCCGUGGCCGCGGGUGGGUGCAGGAGGUGGAGGAGAAAGUCGCCCGAAGGUUUUAGGGGGCUCUGGCGGGUGCCACCAUGCCCUUGGGACAGCUGAAGUUCCAGGAGCUGGGAGCGGAGGAGCCCUCCUGGGAGGAGGAGGAGGAGGAGAGCCUGGCCAGCGUGAAGGCGCUGACGGCCAAGCUGAAGCUGCAGACGCGGAGACCUUCCUACCUGGAGUGGGAAGCCCGGGUCCGGGGGCAGCCCUGGGGCAGCCGCACCCCCGGGGGGACCCGGGGGGCAGAGCAGGGCCCUGGGCACCCCGAGGAUGAGCGGGAUGGUGGCAUCUGUGGCUUCGCCACCAUGGAGGCGGCUCUGGAGUGGCUGAGGACGGAGCUGAGGCAGAUGCAGAGUGCAGACCAGCGCCUGGCACAGCGGCUGAUGCGCCUGCGGGCUCAGCUGCAGCGGCUGAAAGUGGAGCAGGUCUGUCACCAGCACAAGGAGAUGCUGGACGCCGCCACCUUCGGCCUCGAGGGCUGCGAGGAAGACUCGGACCUGCUCUGCAACAUCCCCCCCAGGGCCGCCUUCCUGCUCUCCACCCCGCUCAAGCACAUCGGCGUCACCCGCAUGAACAUCAAUUCCCGGCGCUUCUCGCUCUGCUGAGCUCGGCGGGACCCCGCGGGGCGCUCAGCACCGAGCCCGGAUGGGAGCCUCGCGGGCAGCCCUGGCUGCAUCCCGACCCUGCAGGGCUCAGGGAUCCCUCCCAAAGCCCCUGGGGACUGCAGAGCUGCUGCCGGGGCUGAGCUCCGUGGGGGGAGGCAGAGCUGAGCUUGGUGCCACCAGCCCUGUCCUGGGGGCGAUGCCACAUCCUCAUUUGGCACAGGGUGUUUUGGGGUGCCCGCUGCCUUGUUCCUAGGGCUGAUGUGGUCAACCACAGUGGGAAAUGUAGGGGUCUGCCCUUGAGGGUGCAGUAAAAGGAGGUGAAGGCCAGAGCUGAUGGGUUUUUCCUUUUAUUACGUGUGCCUGGGCACCCACCUGAGCCUCCAGAUGUGGCUCCUGGCCCCUUGCUGUGGGGAACCUGGGGGAUGACGUGGGGACCCCUUCCCCAGCCACUAUCUGGGGCUGUGGCUCGCAGGGUGAGCAGCUCCUCACCAGUUCCCCCUGCGGGAUGGUGCUGUGCUGCAGAGACCAUCCCUCUUCUCUGGGGACCUUGUUGCCAUCCUGUGCCCUGGCAGCAGGUGGGUGCUCGGGCUGCACCGGUGCAGGAAGCAGCUCGUCACCCCAGCGGCUGCGAGCACAGGGGUUGGGUUUGAGGCUGGAGGCCAGGAGGUGCUGGGGACUGUGCUUAGGGUUCAGCAGCCCUCGGUGCCCUCAUCCUGCCCCAUCCCUGACCCCCUGCAGCACCGGGAACAGGAGGGAUCCUGGGGGCAGUGCCAGCUGGGGUUGCCCUCACCAGAGGGGGCUGCUUUUGGCUUUUUCCCUUUUUCCAUUGGCAUCAAACCCUUUACAAAACAA